Molecule: messenger RNA, 963 nt
Organism: Hydatigera taeniaeformis
Lineage: Eukaryota; Metazoa; Platyhelminthes; Cestoda; Cyclophyllidea; Taeniidae
Source: the annotation of a GenBank genome assembly
AUGGCGGCCUUCAUCGCAAUCCUGAAUCUCCCCGAGAUUCCCUUGUGGCUAACCCUUGUUGUAAGUUUUUCGGCGGGCAUCGUUGCUGCAAUCAUUGUCUUCUUCUUCGUCCGUCCACUUAUUAGGAGAAGAGUUCAGAGACGUCUUGAACUUAUGGCUGCUGGCAAGUGGGAUCCAACUCACAAAAACUCCAGAGGCUCCUAUUGCAAACGAAUUCGCGAUGGAAUCCGCGAUGUUUUUUGUAAAGGGCAAAACGUUGGCGGGAGCGCUAGUACUGACGAGCAAAAAAAUGAGACUGGACCUUCAGGGGAUGGAACAAUUGGAGAUGUUGAAAUUCAAACACUGCCCCCGGUCGAUGUAGUGGAAUCCGCGAACGUGUGCAGAUCCCCUGACGCUGUUACCGUAACCUUCAAUAAUGAGACCAACCGUGCUCCAGAUGGUCAGGUCUACGACAGACCAGAGGAGGCUCAGGUGUUCGCUUUUGCACAAAUCCUUACAGCCACAUUCGGGUCAUUUGUUCAUGGUGGAAACGAUGUUAGUAAUGCUAUUGGACCGGUGAUUGGUCUUUGGAUUGUCUCCACUACUGGAAAUGUGUUGAUGACCGCCAAACCCGCUGUUUGGAUUCUCUUCUACGGUGGUGUUGGGAUCUCUGUUGGACUGUGGAUCUGGGGGCGUAAAGUCAUGGAAACUAUUGGCACAGAUCUGACUGUCAUUACGCCUUCAAGUGGUAUGUGCAUUGAGCUCGGUGCAGCGAUUACCGUGCUGAUUGCCAGUAAGGCAGGCCUCCCCGUUUCCACAACGCACUGUUUGGUCGGCUCUGUGGUGAUUGUUGGGUUCAUUCGCUCUAAGAUGAGUGUGAAUUGGCGGCUGUUUAUCAACAUUAUAUUGGCCUGGGUCGUCACGCUGCCAAUGGCUGGUGGACUUUCUGCUCUCAUCAUGUAUGUAUUCACCAAAUAUGCCUAA